Phodopus roborovskii (desert hamster) is the source of this 914-nucleotide messenger RNA. Its product is annotated as 1-phosphatidylinositol 3-phosphate 5-kinase-like. Bases 1 to 891 code for a protein of 296 amino acids. The record is from RefSeq and is a predicted model, not a curated record. NCBI's taxonomy places the organism in Eukaryota, Metazoa, Chordata, Mammalia, Rodentia, Cricetidae. Gene Ontology annotation, biological process: phosphatidylinositol metabolic process. Gene Ontology annotation, molecular function: 1-phosphatidylinositol-3-phosphate 5-kinase activity. The transcript is spliced from 7 exons.
AUGAGGCAGAAGGAGGAGAUACACAGAGGAAAACAACUCACAAAUCCUCAUGUGGAACUUCAAUUUUCGGAUGCGAAUGCCAAGUUUUACUGUCGGCUGUACUACGUAGGAGAAUUCCAUAAGAUGCGUGAAGUGGUUCUGGGCAGCAGUGAAGAAGAUUUCAUUCGCUUCCCUUUCUCAUUCAUCACCCUGGCAGGCCCGGGAGAUGAUAGAUUCAUUUUGAAGCAAAUGCCCCGCUUGGAAGUCCAGUCUUUCCUUGACUUUGCACCACACUACUUCAAUUAUAUCACAAAUGCUGUUCAACAAAAGAGGCCCACUGCUUUGGCCAAAAUUCUUGGUGUUUACAGAAUUGGUUAUAAGAACUCUCAGAACAACACUGAGAAGAAGUUAGAUCUCCUUGUCAUGGAAAACCUGUUCUAUGGGAGGAAGAUGGCACAGGUUUUUGAUUUGAAAGGUUCACUUAGAAAUCGAAAUGUAAAAACUGACACUGGGAAAGAGAGUUGUGAUGUAGUUCUACUGGAUGAAAACCUCUUAAAGAUGGUUCGUGACAACCCUCUGUAUAUUCGUUCCCAUUCCAAAUCUGUGCUGAGAACUUCCAUCCAUAGUGAUGCCCAUUUCCUUUCGAGCCACCUCAUUAUAGACUAUUCUUUGCUGGUUGGUCGAGAUGACACUAGCAAUGAGUUGGUAGUUGGAAUCAUAGAUUAUAUUCGAACAUUUACAUGGGACAAAAAGCUCGAGAUGGUUGUGAAGUCAACAGGAAUUUUAGGAGGCCAAGGUAAAAUGCCAACCGUGGUCUCUCCAGAGUUGUAUAGGACUAGAUUUUGUGAAGCAAUGGACAAGUAUUUCCUGAUGGUGCCAGACCACUGGACAGGGUUGGAUUUGAAUUGCUGAAAUCGUGCAGAUGAUUUGAAACA